CUUGUAAAUAACAUUGGUCACAUUGUAGCUCGCGGCACUAGUCACUGAUAUAAUAACAGCAGCUUUAGGCAGACGUGACAUUUGACUACCGAUACGUUUCCUUGUCGGUUUUCUCGGAAGAGCUAAAAUUGAGUUCCAGCGCUGUCUGUGGAAUAAGAGAGAAUGUCCUUGUCUGGCUGGGUGUGUGUAGUAACAGGGGCCUCCAGAGGCAUCGGCCGGGGUAUAGCUCUCCAGCUGUCUGAGGCAGGGGCCACCGUCUACAUCACAGGGCGCCAGGAGACCACUCUGAAAGAGACCGCUGCACAGGUGAAGGAGAGGGGGGGAAACUGUGUGCCGGUUAUCUGCGAUUCCACGAAAGACAAAGACAUCGAAGACCUGUUUGAACGGAUCAAGCGUGAGCAGAAUGGCCGGCUGGACAUCCUGGUGAACAACGCCUACGCUGGAGUCCAGGCCAUCUUCCAAAACAUGGGGAACAAGUUCUGGGAAACCGAUCCAACCAUUUGGGAUUCCAUCAACAACACAGGCCUCAGGGGCCACUAUUUCUUCUCAGUUUACGCGUCCCGGAUGAUGGUGGCUCAAGGUCGGGGUCUGAUAGUCACAAUUUCAUCUAUGGGGGGUCUGCGGUAUCUCUUCAAUGUGCCGUAUGGCGUUGGCAAAGCCGCAUGUGACAGGCUGGCAGCAGACAUGGCUGUUGAGCUUAAGAGCAGGGGCGUGGCUUCUGUCAGUCUGUGGCCGGGAGCGGUAAAAACAGAGUUGGUGUCUCAGAUGAUUUUGGACAAGGAAACACCACAGGGUGGAGAUCCCAAGUUCAAAGAACUGUUUGCCAAUGGGGAAUCCACAGAAGUGAGUGGGAUGUGCAUUGUCAACCUGGCAAUAGAUAAACAUCUGAUGUCUCUGACGGGGAAAGUACUGAUGACCUGUGACCUGGCAAGGCGCUAUGGCAUACGCGACAUUGAUGGACGGAGUGUAGCUGAUUACACGUCUCUGAAAUUCCUCCUGACUCAGGUCCCGUAUCUCUCCUGGCUGUCAGCUGUUGUCCCGUCAUUCCUACGCCUGCCACGCUUUGUGCUCUCUCUGGCUAACAGCCGCUUCUAAACAUGUCCUACAUCAGCACUGACGUGGCGUACUAUCAGACUGUCUGACGACUAUAUGGUCCAAAUUCUAGCUAAACAUAUAGUUGCCAUGUUUCGGAUCAAAUCCAUCAAGCCAAUGGGUGACAAGGUGCACUGACUAACAAUAUCUUUUGAAGGAGUAUAAUUGAAACUGAUGUGUUUUUAUAUA
This is a messenger RNA of Anarrhichthys ocellatus (wolf-eel), 1281 nucleotides long. It is a transcript of the gene dhrs1, whose product is annotated as dehydrogenase/reductase (SDR family) member 1. The record is from RefSeq and is a predicted model, not a curated record. The coding region runs from base 163 to 1095 and encodes 310 amino acids. Lineage: Eukaryota; Metazoa; Chordata; Actinopteri; Perciformes; Anarhichadidae. The transcript is spliced from 9 exons.